AUGUGGAAACCUAGGGGAGCGAUGUAUGUUAUGGACCUUCCUCGACAAUUUUUCAUGAUUCGUUUUGAGUUAGAGGAGGAGUAUAUGGCAGCCUUGACGGGGGGACCUUGGAAAGCAUUUGGUAGUUACUUAAUGGUACAAGCCUGGUCGCCGGAUUUUGAUCCGUUGAAGAGCGAGAUUGAGACGACACCGGUUUGGGUGCGACUGUUGAAUAUUCCGGUGAACUUCUAUCACAAGGCUAUCCUAAUGGGUAUUGCGAAAGGGCUUGGGAAACCGGUGAGGGUGGAUGAUACAACUCUAAAUUUCGAACGAGCACGUUUUGCGAGGGUGUGUGUCGAGGUUAACUUGAAAAAACCUUUGAAGGGUACGGUUUUGGUGAAUGGAGAGCGAUACUUUGUGUCCUAUGAAGGACUUACGAACAUUUGUUCGUUGUGUAGUCUGUAUGGGCACUUGGUACAUUCAUGUCCGAGGAAAGCACACAACCCAAGUCCCUUGGUGGUGACACAAACGACUCAGAGGAGUGUGAGUGGUCAGGGAGUCGCGCCGGUGGACGACGGGUUUACGCAGGUCCGGCGAGGAAGAAGAUCGGAGCCAGAAGGGGUAAGGCAGGAGGGGACGAAGAAUCUAGAACGGAGUGCGAUUAAGGAAGGUGAUUCAUCGAAUAUUCUCCUUGCAAAUAGAUUUGGCAAUCUUGAUGUCAAUAUGGAAUCUGCUGGAAAUGGGGUAGUAGAUACCACAAAUGUGGGAGGGAGCGUAACAGAGGCAAGUAGGACCCGGGGAUCAGCGGCGAAUAAGGAAGAUUUUGGAAAUAAGGAGAAUAUGGAUCCGUCACGUAAAGACCAAGGGGAGAAGAGUGGAGAACAAGUUAAUGAGGUGGUGUUUAACUCUAAAUCGGGUCGUGGGCUGAAAACAAAAAGACCGAUCCAGAAAGGGAAGAAGGUUGGAUCAGGUAAGAGUGUGGAGAUGGGCCGGCCCAAACAACAUACAUUAAUCAGGCCCACUAGAGGGUUAAUUUUUGGCCUGGUUCAUGGUAAUGAAGCAAUCGAGAUGUCCGCGAAUGGGAAACGUCUUCGGGUUGAACAGACGAGUCCGGGUCGAUCGGGAGGAUUCGUCGUGACGGAAAGUAGUGAGCUUGCGAAGAAUGGAGCCCUGGUUGAACAUCAACGAGCCGCUUCAUUGGAUGAUCCGCUGGAGAAGAUGGAUGAUAGUCACUUGGACGAACACGGCGUGUUGGAUUUGGCAUCGGAGGAGCCGAUGGAGAAGAAUGGCGCAUAA
Messenger RNA from Microthlaspi erraticum, 1275 nucleotides. NCBI's taxonomy places the organism in Eukaryota, Viridiplantae, Streptophyta, Magnoliopsida, Brassicales, Brassicaceae. The record is from the annotation of a GenBank genome assembly.